AUGUCGGCCAACGACACCACGGUCCGGCGGCCGUUCCGCGAGUGCACCGAGGUCUCGCAGCUAUGCCCCGUCGAUAUGACGGUGCUGGCCUAUUACCCCAACUUUGGCGCCAACAUCUUCUUCGCCGUCGCCUUUGGUCUCGUCGUGCUCGCCUCGGCCACCAUCGGCACCUGGAAACGCACCUGGACCUUUAUGCUCUUCGUGACGGGCGGUAGCAUCCUCGAAACAGUCGGCUACGCCGGCCGCGUCCUGCUCCACGAGAACCCCUGGAACUCGAGCGCCUUCCAGAUCCAGAUCUGCACCAUCAUCCUCGGCCCAACCUUCAUCUGCGCCGGCAUCUACCUGACCCUCAAGCACGUCUCGGCGAACCUCCACCCGGCCCUCUCGCGCAUCCGCCCGCGCCUGUACCCGCUCAUCUUCCUCCCCGCCGACCUCACCUGCCUCAUCAUCCAGGCCAUCGGCGGCGGCCUCGCCGCCGCCGCGGGGCAGACGAACAAGAAGCUCCUCGAUGGCGGCAACCAGGCCAUCAUCGCGGGCAUCGUGCUGCAGGUUGUCGUGCUCAUGCUGUUCGGCGCCACCGGCGCGGACUACUGGAUCCGCGUGCGGAAGUGGGCGCACGCCGGUGACCACGGCGCCGGCGACAUCGCGCUGUACCGCGCCAAGAAGUUCAGGUCGUUCAUCUACGCCGUCGCCGUGGCGUAUGCGUGCGUCAUGAUCCGCUGUGUGUACCGCGUCGCCGAAAUGGCGGGCGGAUGGGGCAACCACAUCAUGCAGGACGAGGUCUCGUUCAUGGUCCUCGACGGCAGCCUCGUGCUCGUCUGCGUCACGCUACUGACCGUCUUCCACCCGGGCCUCUACUUCCCCGCGAUGAGCGUUACCCGCAAGGCGCGGGCCGGCGAGAAGUCCGAAUCCACAACGACGACGACGUCCACGCCCGAGAACGUCAAGGCCGAGUCCGGCCAUCAGUCGGUAACCAUGUGCAUGGUCGACGCAAUCCACCACAAGUGUGGCAUCUGCCACGCCCGCCUAGGCAAGCCCCGGCGCCGAGACCUCGAACAGUGCUUCGCCGCCCUCGCUGCCGAGACCCCACACCGCGGCACCCUCCGCGACACCGGUCUGGGACCCGCCCUUUCGGACCCGGCGCUCCAACCCUCCGGUCUCGAGUUCGGGGUCCUCAAAACGGCACCGGCGUACACCCUCACCGAGCCGCAACACCGUCUAUAG
Colletotrichum higginsianum IMI 349063 is the source of this 1224-nucleotide messenger RNA. Its product is annotated as RTA1 like protein. The transcript has 4 exons. Gene Ontology annotation, cellular component: plasma membrane; fungal-type vacuole. Bases 1 to 1224 code for a protein of 407 amino acids. NCBI's taxonomy places the organism in Eukaryota, Fungi, Ascomycota, Sordariomycetes, Glomerellales, Glomerellaceae. The record is from RefSeq and is a predicted model, not a curated record.